CAUAGAUUUGUGGUUCUCUAAGAAUUGCAUUCCUAUCCAUAAAAAGUUCGAAAUCAUGGAAAAGAUAGUGCAACUAAAACUUGAAGAAAACAUUGAUGUUGAUGUGGAAAAUAUCCUUUCUUAUCUUCCCCGUGAAUUACAAAAUUACAUCAAAAGUUGGAUUCAGAAGAUUGAAGAGAAAGGUCAAGCAGUUGAUCGCUGGUUAUUUGAAAAUGGCAUCCAUAAGCAUAAAAGGUCAGAAAUCAUGAAGAAGGUACAACAAGAACUCGAAAAGGAUCGGGACGUUGCUGUGGAGAACAUUCUCUCCAUUCUUUCCCGGGAACUUCAAAACUAUAUCAAAACUUGUAUACAGAAGAAGGAAAAUAAAGGUCAAGAGGUAGACAAGUGGUUGUAUACAAAUGGCAUCCAUAUACGUAACAAAUCGAAGAUCAUGGAGAAGGUGCAACAAGAACUUCAAGAAGACAAAGAUGUUGACGUGGAGGAUAUUCUCUCCAUUCUUCCCCCAGCACUUCAAAGCUACAUAACAGAUCGUAUCAAAAAGUUGGAAGCAAAAGAUCAACAAGUUCAUUUCUGGCUAUCUAAAAACCGUAUCCCUAUGCGUACAAAGUCAGAAAUCAUGGAAAAGGUACGACAAGAGCUUCAAGAAGACAGAGAUGUUGAUGUGGAGAAUGUUCUUUCUAUUCUUUCUGAUAAACUACAAAGCUACAUCACUAAGUUUCUUCAAACUAUUGAUGAGAAAGACAGAGAUCUUGAUCUUUGGUUCUCUAAAAAUGCCAUUUCUAAGCAGAUAAGAUCAGAAAUCAUAAAGAAGGUGCAACAAGAACUUCAAGAAGACAAGGACGUCGAUGUGGAGAAUAUGCUCUCUAUUUUUCCCCCUAAACUCCAAAGAUACAUAGCAGGUUGUGUGCAAAAAAUGGAAGACAAAAGUCUAGCAGUCCAGUUGUGGUUAUGUGAACAUGCCAUCCCUCUGCAUAAAAGUUCAGAGAUCAUGGAAAAGGUACGACAAGAGCUUCAAGAAGACAAAGAUGUUGACGUGCAGAAUAUUCUCUCCAUUCUUCCCCCAGCACUUCAAAACUACAUAACAGAUCGUAUCAAAAAGUUGGAAGCAAAAGAUCAACAAGUUCAUUUCUGGCUAUCUAAAAACCAUAUCCCUAUGCGCACAAAGUCAGAAAUCAUGGAAAAGGUACGACAAGAGCUUCAAGAAGACAGGGAUGUUGAUGUGGAGAAUGUUCUUUCUCUUCUUCCUGAUAAACUACAAAGCUACAUCACUAAGUUUCUUCAAACUAUUGAUGAGAAAGACAGAGAUCUUGAUCUUUGGUUCUCUAAAAAUGCCAUUUCUAAGCAGAUAAGAUCAGAAAUCAUAAAGAAGGUCCAACAAGAACUUCAAGAAGACAAGGACGUCGAUGUGGAGAAUAUGCUCUCUAUUUUUCCCCCUAAACUCCAAAGAUACAUAGCAGGUUGUGUGCAAAAAAUGGAAGACAAAAGUCGAGCAGUCCAUUUGUGGUCAUGUGAACAUGCCAUCCCUUUGCAUAAAAGUUCAGAGAUCAUGGAAAAGGUACGACAAGAGCUUCAAGAAGACAAAGAUGUUGACGUGCAGAAUAUUCUCUCCAUUCUUCCCCCAGCACUUCAAAGCUACAUAACAGAUCGUAUCAAAAAGUUGGAAGCAAAAGAUCAACAAGUUCAUUUAUGGCUAUCUAAAAACCGUAUCCCUAUGCGUACAAAGUCAGAAAUCAUGGAAAAGGUUCGACAAGAGCUUCAAGAAGACAGGCAUGUUGAUGUGGAGAAUGUUCUUUCUAUUCUUCCUGAUAAACUACAAAGCUACAUCAAAAAGUUUCUUCAAACUAUUGAUGAGAAAGACAGAGAUCUUGAUCUUUGGUUCUCUAAAAAUGCAAUUUCUAAGCAGAUAAGAUCAGAAAUCAUAAAGAAGGUGCAACAAGAACUUCAAGAAGACAAGGACGUCGAUGUGGAGAAUAUGCUCUCUAUUUUCCCCCCUAAACUCCAAAGAUACAUAGCAGGUUGUGUGCAAAAAAUGGAAGACAAAAGUCGAGCAGUGCAUUUGUGGUCAUGUGAACAUGCCAUCCCUUUGCAUAAAAGUUCAGAGAUCAUGGAAAAGGUACGACAAGAGCUUCAAGAAGACAAAGAUGUUGACGUGCAGAAUAUUUUCUCCAUUCUUCCCCCAGCACUUCAAAGCUACAUAACAGACCGUAUCAAAAAGUUGGAAGCAAAAGAUCAACAAGUUCAUUUCUGGCUAUCUAAAAAUCGUAUCCCUAUGCGUACGAAGUCAGAAAUCAUGGAAAAGGUACGACAAGAGCUUCAGGAAGGCAGGGAUGUUGAUGUGGAGAAUGUUCUAUCUGUUCUUCCUCCUGAGCUUCAAACCUAUAUCAAUGAAUUUUUGCAGAAGAUUGAAGAGAAAGUUACAGAGGUUGAUUUUUGGUUAUUUCAAAAUGGCAUCCCUAUGCAUAACAGAUCAGAGAUUGUGGAAAAGGUAAGACAAGAACAUCAGUUAGAAAAGGAUGUUGACGUGGAGAAUAUGCUCUCCAUUUUCCCCCCAAAACUGCGAAAACAGAUAAAAACUUGUAUGCAAAGGAUGGAAGACAAAGGUGAAGAGGUUCAUAAGUGGUUAUCUCAAAAUUGUCUCCCUAUGCAUAAAGAGUCAGAUAUCAUGGAAAAGGUAAGACAGCAACUUCAAGAAGAUAGAGAUAUUGAUGUCAAUAAUAUCCUUUCUAUUCUUCCGCUCAAACUUCAAAGUUAUUUCCAAAAUUUCAGAGACAAAAUGGAAGUGAAAAGUCAAGCGGUUGAUUUGUGGUUAUCCAAAAACCGCAUCCCUAUGGGUAAAAAAUCAGAGAUCAUGGAAACGGUACGACAAGAGCUUGAAAGAGACAGAGAUGUUGAUGUGGAGAAUAUCCUCUGUAUUCUUCCCAAUGACCUUCAGAAAUCUAUCAAAAAUUUUAUGCAGAAUAUUAAAAAGAAAGAUCAAGAGGUUGAUUUUUGGUUACAUAAAAAUGGCAUCCCUAUGCAUACAAAAUCAGAGAUCAUGGAGAAGAUUCAACAAGAACUUGAAGUAGACAGGGUUGUUAAUGUAGAAGACAUGCUCUCUAUUUUCCCCAGCAAACUUCAAGUCUUAAUCAAAGGUUGUAUAAAGAAGAUGGAAGACAAAGGUCAAGAGGUUCAUGACUGGUUAAAUAAAAAUCACUUCCCUAUGCAUAAAAAAUCUGAGAUCAUGAAAAAGGUACAAAAAGAACUUCAAGAAGAGAGGGAUGUUGAUGUGAAGAAUAUUCUCUCUAUUCUUCCAUCUGAUCUUCGAAAAUACAUCCAAGAAUUUGUGCACAAGGUGGAAGAGAGAGAUGCGGAGGUUGAUUCGUGGUUAUCAAAAAAUGGCAUCCCUAUGCUUAUGAAGUCGGUGAUUAUGGAAAUAGUACUACACGAACUCGAAAAGAAAAGAGAACCUGAUCUGGAGAAUAUUAUCUCCAUUCUUCCCCCCAAACUUCGGAGCUCUAUCGCAAGUUGUUUGCCGUUAAGUAGGCUGAAGAAAGUGCCAUUGCUUAAAGAAAUGAAGGAAGAAGUGCUGAAAGCAAUUUGUAAGCGUCUUGUGCCCAAAAAGUACACUGAUAUGGAUACCAUUACCAGAGAGAAUGAUUCACUUAAAGUGAUGAUUUUCAUCGUGGACGGAACUGUUACCAUUGAAAAGAGAAAAGUGGAGUUUCAGAGAUCUGCAGGAGACUUUUGCGGUGAGCGACUUCUACUUUGGCCAUCGUCGGCCUGCUUCCCCAACAGCCAAAUACCCUCAGCAAUGGAGACUGCUAGGGCCAGUGGUAUCGUUGAAGCCCUCGUUCUUAUGGCCAGUGACAUAGAGAGUGUAGGCUUCCAAUUCAAAUCACAGUGGAACCUCUCUCAUUCUGAUAAACUCACUAUGCUAAAGAGUGUGCCAAAGCUUCAAAGGGUGGAUGAAGAAGUAGUGAAAAAAAUAGCUCAGCAUCUUAAGCAUCAUAAGAUCUAUAAGGGGAGCAAGAUCAUUGAAAAGAACUCACCAGUUAAAUCAAUAUUCUUCAUCAAUGAGGGCACUGUAUUAUUUGAUGAAGGUUGUGGAGAGAAAGUUGAGCGUUACGCAGGAGAAUUCUAUGGAGAAGUACUCCUAGAUUGGGUCUUAGAUGCGUCCUUUCCUGAAGUAACCCCAUUGUCAACUUAUUCAGCUGCUUCCGCUGGCAAUGCAGAAAUUCUUGUUCUCACUGCGAAAGACUUGCAUGAAGUAACUUCUGACCAUAGGUCACACUUUGACACCCUUCCAAGGGAUUCUCAAUUAGACCUUUCAACUUUUGUCAAGGUGACAAGGCUAAAGAAUGUGCCAAAGCUUAGAAAAAUGGAUGAGGAAGUGUUGAAAGCAAUCUCUGAGCGUCUUGUGCUCAAGCCGUGUGCUACGAAGCAGUUUUUGCUUUACGGGAAUGAGGAUGAUCUACUUGAGAAGAUGUUCUUUGUUGUGAGUGGUGUUGUGGCUAUUCAAAACGAAGCUGCUCAGAUUAUGGAGUACCGAUACCCAGGAGAAUUCUAUGGAGAGCAGCUUAUAGAUUGGGCAUUAUCGACAUCAUCGACCUCUUCUCCUGGCUUACCUAAAUCAAGAACCUUUGCCAGAUGUUUGGAAAAAAGUGAACUCCUCGUUCUCAUGGCCAGCGACUUGAAGAAUGUAGUCUCCGAAUACAGGUCGCAUUUCAGCUAGUAAGACGGAUUGUCAGUCUCCAACUAAAUUUCAUCUGAAUAUCCACCAUCCUCCCUUGUCGGUUUUCUCUCCAGAGAUGAUUACCUUGCCCGCCAUCUUCGUGAAUCGUGAUUUCAUUAUUUGAUGGCCUCAGCUAACCGGAAUCUAAAAUUGCUGCUGCAUAUUGUUGAAGGAAAAUCGACUUAGGGUGCCUUAUCAAACUAGGAGUAGUAAUAGGAGAGAAGGUUAAAGAAUUCCAAAUUCUAGACGGAUUAGUAUUCCUUGUAACAUUAGAAUAUGUACUUUUAUAAUCUCGCUCCUAUUCUCAAUAAUAAUACACAA
Molecule: messenger RNA, 5032 nt
Organism: Rosa chinensis
Lineage: Eukaryota; Viridiplantae; Streptophyta; Magnoliopsida; Rosales; Rosaceae
Exons: 4
Coding region: 56-4711 (1551 amino acids)
Source: RefSeq, a predicted model, not a curated record